AUGGGGAGAUAUACUGCGUUUAUGAAGGCUGCACUGUUAUCUCGCACGGCUCGUCCAGGUAUUCAGAUACGUCGUGCGUACCACGAUGAGUCGUACGGUUACCGUGAAUCUCGCAAAUUCUCUCUUCCGGACUACAGCGCGGUUCAGCUGAAGAAUCGCAGAGUCAACGCGCCACUCUUGCGGUAUGUCGACUCCUUACGCACUCACGGCCAUCGCGCUGCUAGCAUCGACCCCCUGGACAUCCUGCAACGUGAAGAAGUCGCCGCGCUUAAUCCGACUCGCUAUGGUCUCAUUGACAACGACAAGAAGUACGACGUGAACGGCAUUGUGUGGUCAAAACCCGUUGGAGAGGAAGGAGACAUGCAGGAAGAAUGGAAGCUGAAGGACAUCACGCGGCAUCUUCGCUCCAUAUACGUCGGACGCAUCGCGUACGAAUACAUGCACUCCCCGUCGAAGACGGAGCGCUUGUGGUUCUCACACAUGCUAGAAUCCCAACUGCCUGGGCAAACGAAUAUCAGUGCGGACGCGAAAAUGCGGAUACAUUCACUGCUUGCGAAAAGCGAGAUCUUCGACCAGUUCUUACAGCUUAAGUUCCCGAACCUUAAGCGGUACGGGUUGGAAGGCGGGGAAUCGAUGCUGCCCGCACUGGACGCACUGUUUGGCGCUGCUGCAAGAUCCGGGGUCGAAAAUAUCGUGCUGUCAAUGCCCCACCGCGGCCGACUUAACUUGCUCACUGGUUUACUUGAAUUUUCCCCUGCUGCGCUCUUCCACAAAAUUAAAGGUGGAUCUGAGAUACCCGAAGAGCUUGGUGCGUCUGGGGACGUCAUCAGUCAUCUUGUUGCUUCCCCAAGCUUGCGUUAUGAUGGUUCUGAAAAGCCGGUCAAGGUCUCUCUCCUCCCAAAUCCGUCACAUCUGGAGGCCAUCAACCCUGUUACCCUCGGAAAGACACGGGCAAAGCAGUUUGCACUCCUGAAAGAGAUGUUGCGGGAUGGAACACCGGCCGCUGAGUGCAAGCCUGGGGACAAGGUGCUCUGCGUACAACUGCACGGCGAUGCGAGUUUCACGGGACAGGGUAUUAUCAUGGAAGGUCUCGGACUUAGUAAUCUACCGCAUUAUACGGUCGGAGGCACUGUACACAUCGUUGUGAAUAACAGCAUCGGGUACACCACCCCAGCAUCGUCGGCUCGGUCGUCCCUCUACUGCUCGGACAUAGCGAAAAUGAUCAAUGCGCCCAUUCUUCACGUCAACGGCGACUAUCCUGAAGAUGUAGCGCGGGCUGUGGAGACUGCUUUCAAAUAUCGGAACUACGUCCGUAAGGACAUUGUCGUGGAUCUCAUCGUGUAUCGCCGCUGGGGACACAACGAGCUCGACGAGCCCGCAUUCACUCAACCGCUGAUGUACGAGAAGAUCCGUUCACGCAGGUCGGUGCCUGCUCUAUACGAGGACCAUCUCAUCAGCGAUACGGUACUGAAGCCCGAAGACGCCGCGUCCGUGCGCGACUCGUAUAAGUCGUUCCUCACGUCGGAACUCACCGCCGCGGACGCAUACAAGCUCGCGCUGAGCAUCCCGAUGCUUCAGGGCCACUGGAGCGGACUCGUGUGGCCGGCAAGCACAGACGUUGUACGUGACCUAGAGACGGGGGUCUCGCGGGACACCCUUCUGCACGUUGGACGUGCUAGUGUUGCGACGCCGGAGGGAUUUGAAAUCCACCCACGCUUGCAGCGCCAUGUGAAGCACCGACUGCAGUCUCUCGAGGCUGGACAGGGUUUGGAUUGGGCUACCGCGGAGGCGAUGGCGUUCGGCUCCCUCAUGCUCGAAGGCUGUGACGUGCGGAUAUCUGGGCAAGAUGUGGGCCGUGGGACGUUUAGCCAGCGGCACGCCAUGCUCGUCGACCAGAAGACGGAGGGCGUCAUUGUACCUCUCAAUGCUGCAUUGGACUGUCCGGGCAGGCUCGAGCUUGCGAAUAGCUCACUGAGCGAGAUGGCGGUUCUUGGUUUCGAGUACGGUGUCAGCUGGGAGACGGCGAAUAUUCUGCCUAUAUGGGAAGCUCAGUUUGGCGACUUCUUCAAUGGUGCCCAGGUCAUCAUCGAUACCUUCAUUUCGUCCGCUGAGACGAAGUGGCUGAAGCAGAGCGGUAUCGUGCUUUUGCUCCCGCAUGGACUUGAUGGUGCUGGACCGGAACAUUCGUCGUCUCGAAUUGAACGAAUGCUUCAGUUGACCAACGACCCCUACACGUACAAUGAGGAAGGCUCUUCCAGCAAUGUCAACAUGCACGUUGUCUUUCCGACCACCCCCGCGCAGUAUUUCCACCUCUUACGGCGGCAGAUGCUGCGCAAUUACCGGAAACCGCUAAUCGUAGCUGGUCCUAAGGCAUUGCUUCGACUUCCUUCCGCUUCGUCCUCGUUAGCCGAUCUCGAGCCUGGAACCCAAUUUCGUCCCGUGCUGGACGACCUCGCUGCACCUAAGGAACAUGUCCAGCGCGUGAUCUGCGUCUCGGGAAAGCUGUACUACGACCUGGUUAAAGAGCGCCAGAAGCGCGGCCUGGAGAACGUCGCAUUCGUCCGCGUUGAGGAGCUCUGCCCGUUCCCCUUUACUGAGCUCGAGCACGUCCUGGAACGUUACCCGAGCGCGGUGGAGGUCAUCUGGCUACAGGAGGAACCGCGAAAUCAGGGUGCAUGGACGCAUGCUGGAUGCAGGGUUGAUGCCGUGUUGGAGAAGCUGGGACGUGGUCGGGUGUCAUACAGAGGAAGGAGGGAAGACGCCGUCCCUGCGCCGGGCAUAGCGAAGUUGUUUGCUACGCAGCAAAAAGCCGUCAUCGACGCCGCGUUCCAGGGUUUGCGGUGA
Messenger RNA from Sparassis crispa, 2844 nucleotides. RefSeq names its product 2-oxoglutarate dehydrogenase, mitochondrial. Lineage: Eukaryota; Fungi; Basidiomycota; Agaricomycetes; Polyporales; Sparassidaceae. Gene Ontology annotation, biological process: tricarboxylic acid cycle. Gene Ontology annotation, molecular function: oxoglutarate dehydrogenase (succinyl-transferring) activity; thiamine pyrophosphate binding. The record is from RefSeq and is a predicted model, not a curated record. The transcript is spliced from 23 exons. Bases 1 to 2844 code for a protein of 947 amino acids.